Molecule: messenger RNA, 519 nt
Organism: Fusarium musae
Lineage: Eukaryota; Fungi; Ascomycota; Sordariomycetes; Hypocreales; Nectriaceae
Exons: 3
Coding region: 1-519 (172 amino acids)
Source: RefSeq, a predicted model, not a curated record
AUGAAAUUAGCGACAAAGGUUUCCAUCAGUAUGGUGCUUGGGCUUGGUGCUCUUGCUUCGGUUGCUACAACUAUCCGAAUGCCGUUUGUCCUGUUUUACUUCCACCCUAAUCCGGACUAUCUUUAUCGGCAUUGCCACGUCGCUCUGUGGAGUACCAUCGAAGCAGGAAUCGGUAUCAUAGCUGGUUCUCUCCCUUCUUUGAGGAAGUUUGUCAAACGCUGGAUUACAUUUGACAGCUCAGCUCGCCAAUAUUCGCCCCCGAAGCUAUACGGAGGUGGAUCACGUGGGUUGGGGAUCACCAGUCAUAUCGCUACCGCAAACCGUGUGAAAGGAUACAACAUAUCACGAGACGUGGGGAAUGACGGCAAGGAUCACUGGGAUGGCCUUGAUGAUGGCUCAUCUAGGAAAGGAAUUAUGGUUACUGUGGACGUGGAGAUGCACACAUUGCAGAACAAUGCGGAAUCGAUAGGAUCGGCCCGAUCUCGUGUCUCGGAUGAGACAUAUGCGAGACCAGCUUAG